AACGUGACACUUACAGGGAACAAGAAGGAAGAUAACAAACUCCAGCUUUUAAACUCUUCACUGUGUGAAUUCAGUCUUCGACAGUAGAUCAGACCAGGUCUAAUCUAGCGUUGACUCGAGGUCCUGCUGUAUGGCUUCAUGUCUCUCUUUUUCUCGCCAGUGGUUUAUUUCUCUUUCUAUUUCAUCCUAAACCAUCUCUCCUCCCUCUGACGUGGGUUUAUUUAUCUCCACACGUGUACUUUUAGUUCCCCGGCUUCAGUCCACACUUGAACUUCCUGAACCUCUCACGUCAACAUCCCAGACAUCUCGAUGACAUGCACACAAAAAGGAGCAGACUGGUUUGCGAUGGACGCAUCCUGACGCCCGACAGGAGGACAAUGAACCUGGCAGUCCUGUCGCAUGGACACAGUGUAGAAGCCAAACCUCUAUGCAACACUUCCAACUGAUUGCAUAAUGGACUAUUUUGGUGACUCCAACCUUUUUGAGGAUUGUUUUAACUCAGGCCAUGUUUCUUUGGCAGAUGAGCUGGAUCUUGGCUCAGGGUUUGACCCUCUGCAGCUCAAUGCAGUGGAUCCUGAGAAACACCCUGGAAUGGUGGCAGGUUCUAUGCCAUCUGCUAACCAGCAUGAGGUAGACUACCAUCAACAAAUAGGGCAGUUUGACGGAAUGAAAGCCCAGACAUCCAUGACACAGUCUUUUCCUAACCAAGGAGGAGGAGGAGACGGCGGCGUCGGAGGCGUUUUCAUUAACAAGCAGCCCCAUUUUCAAGACCCAACCAUGAAUCAAGCACCUCAGACUAACGGACUGUAUCCCAACACCAGUCCUAUAUGGGGGGAACGCAGAGCAAAUGCCUACCACCAGCAGCGGCUGCAGCAUCAGCAGAUUCAACAGCAGCAGCGGCAUAAAGAACAUCUGCGUCAGCAACAGUUUCAAGAACAAUUUCAGCAUCGUCAAGGCCAACGUCAUCUACAUCAAUUCAAUCAGCAACAUUCACACCUUCAACAGGGUCAGCAAGUUUUGAGCCAGCAUCAGCUGUCAGCUCAGCACCAGAUGCCCCACCAACAAAUUAACCCCCAUACUUUACGUCCAAAGAGCUAUCCGGACCAUAGCAACUUCUACUACCAAGGAAACGUCACGUCCCACCAAGGUCACCAUGGCGCAAUUAAUUCAGAGGGAAGCCCUUUUCAUCCAGGUGUCGAUCCACAGUCCAAGUCUUACCUUAAUGUCCCGAUGAUUGCUGCAACAUCUCAGCAACAAAGUGGGUUUGAGAUGGCACAAACGGUCCAAAGGUUCCAUGGCGUUCCUGUGACCGAGGAAAGUAAUCUCGGGUACCAUGUACAGUCUUCCCCUGCAGCCUAUACCCUGUCUUCCUGUUCAGCCAGUAUGGCUUCAUCCUACCCUUCCUCUCAGUAUUCAUUUCCUGGUCAGCCUCCACCUGUCGUAACUUCAUCACAGCCUCGCAGCACCAUGCCACCUGGUUCUGAAAACGUUCCCCGUAAUUCCAGCUGCUUGUUCAUGGCGGAUCCUUUAAUGGAACAACGGCAAAAGGGGAGUCAGGUCCAGGUUCCUGGAAACCAUCCUCAGGAGUGUCCUUUUCGUAGCCUGCAGCCUUCUAAGCCAGUCCAGGAUGCUUACGGGGCUCCUGAGAUUUUCUCAGAAGGUCUAGCUUCGUUCAGUGCAGCAAACGGUCCUUUCUUACACGAGACUCAAAACAAUCACGGUGUCACCGGUAGCGGGUUUCAGGGUCUGGACGACGUCUCGUUGCUCGACCAUCAGCACGGAGGCAUCGGGGCAAUAGGAGAAGGACAUAAUAUCCUGGAAGAAGAGCUGCUGCCUGAGCUCGAAGCUUUUGUUCAGGAGGAGACUGUCGGCUGGAACAACAGAAGACACGACGAAGAACCUCGAGGGAACGCGGUCAACGAUUUGAAAGGAGAGGAAGAUGUGGAUUUUAAGGGUUCACUAACUUUGCAUUAUAAGGCACAGCCUCCAAAAAACACUAAUGGUUCAAGCAACCAGGCCCGGCUGCUCAGCCCGCCGAUGAAGAGCAGCUCCUCGUCUUCUUCCUCCUCCUCGUCUUCGUCUUCCUCGUCUUCGUCUUCACACUCGUCCUCCUCAGAGAAGCGCGUCCCCAAGCGGUUGCAGCAGAUGGAGGUUUCAUCGCUGGAAGACAAACAGCAGAAGGCCAACCGCAUCAUCUCGGAGGCCAUCGCCAGGGCGCGUGAGCGGGGCGAGAAAAACAUCCCACGCGUCAUGAGCCCAGAGAGUUUCCCCAGCUCCUCCGAGCCGCGCAAGCACAGGGCGGGAUCCUCUAAAUCCAGAGCAAAGAAGGGCUGCAAAAGCGCUCGAAUCAUCAAGUCUCCCAGAGAAAAGCAGAAGAGUCUGAUCAAGAAAAUAGUGAUAAAGAUCGGGAAGAAGAAGAAACGCAAGACGGAAUCUUCAGACGAGCUGUCGGAUGAUGAACCGCCGCCUCGACGACCCUCCAAAUACGAAGACUCGAAGCGUCGGUCAAACAGACAGAUAAAGAGGAAGAGGUACGCCGAGGAGCAGGAGGCCCGGCUGUCUGACGAGGAAACGAAGGUCAUCGCCAAAGCCAAGAAGAUCAACGCGAGCGCUCCGAAAGAGCCUAAAGUACAGCUGUUUGUGGAGAAUCCCAGUGAGGAAGAAGGUGCUGUGGUGGAUAAAAUUAUGGCCUCUCGCAAAGCAAAGAAGGAGGUGUCUUCAGGGGUUGUGGUUGAAGUGGAAGAGUAUUUUGUAAAAUAUAAAAACUACUCUUAUCUGCAUUGUGAGUGGGCAACCGAGCAGCAGCUGGAGAAGGACAAGAGGAUCCAACAGAAAAUCAAGCGCUUCAAGAUUAAACAGGCUCAAAGAGCGCACUUCUUCGCCGACAUGGAGGAGGAUCCGUUUAAUCCUGAUUACGUAGAAGUGGACAGAGUCCUGGAGGUCUCAUACUGCGAGGACAAGGACACUGGAGAGCCGGUGGUGUACUACCUGGUGAAAUGGUGCUCGUUGCCAUAUGAAGACAGCACUUGGGAACUAAAGGAAGAUGUGGAUCAGAGUAAAAUUGUGGAGUUUGAGCAGCUGCAGGCAGCGAGACCAGACUCUAGAAGACUUGAGCGCCCCCCAGCGAGUCACUGGAAGAAGCUGGGGCAGUCGAGGGAGUACCGGAACGGGAACAGUCUCAGGGAAUACCAGCUGGAGGGCGUCAACUGGCUGCUCUUCAACUGGUAUAACAGGCGUAACUGUAUCUUGGCUGACGAGAUGGGUUUGGGGAAAACCAUCCAGUCGAUCACGUUCUUGCACGAGAUCCACUCCAACGGGAUCAAAGGGCCUUUUCUGAUCAUUGCACCACUCUCCACUAUCGCUAACUGGGAGCGAGAGUUCCGCACGUGGACCCACCUCAACGUCAUCGUCUAUCACGGCAGCGCCCUCAGCCGCCAGAUGCUGCAGCAAUACGAGAUGUACUUCCGAGACUCUCAGGGCCGUGUGGUGAAAGGUGCAUACCGUUUUCAGGCGGUCAUCACAACGUUUGAGAUGAUUUUAGGAGGCUGUCCGGAGCUCAACGCGAUCGACUGGCGCUGCGUGAUUAUAGACGAAGCUCAUCGUCUGAAAAACAAGAACUGCAAGCUGCUGGAGGGCUUCAAACUUAUGCGCCUGGAGCAUAAAGUGUUGUUGACCGGUACACCGCUUCAGAACACUGUGGAGGAGCUGUUCAGUCUGCUGCAUUUCUUAGAGCCCACAAGGUUCCCCUCUGAAAGUACCUUCAUGCAGGAGUUUGGAGACUUGAAGACUGAGGAACAGGUCCAGAAGCUGCAGGCUAUACUGAAGCCGAUGAUGCUUCGCCGCCUGAAGGAGGACGUUGAGAAGAAGCUGGCUCCUAAAGAAGAGACUAUUAUCGAGGUGGAGCUCACCAACAUCCAGAAGAAAUACUACCGUGCCAUUUUGGAGAAGAAUUUCUCCUUUCUGGCCAAAGGAGCCGGCCAAGCCAACGUCCCCAACCUGGUUAAUACCAUGAUGGAACUGAGGAAAUGCUGCAACCAUCCCUACCUCAUCAAGGGUGCGGAGGAGAAGAUCCUGGAGGAUUUUCGUGAGGUGUACAGUCCAUCGGCCCUGGACUUCCACCUGCAGGCCAUGGUGCAGUCUGCCGGCAAACUCGUCCUCAUCGACAAGCUGCUUCCUAAAAUGAAGGCCGGCGGCCACAAAGUGCUCAUCUUCUCUCAGAUGGUGCGCUGCCUCGACAUCCUCGAAGACUACCUCAUCCAGAGACGAUACCUCUAUGAACGGAUAGAUGGGCGUGUGCGUGGAAACCUUCGCCAGGCCGCGAUAGACCGCUUCAGUAAGCCCGACUCCGACCGCUUCGUCUUUCUGUUGUGCACGAGAGCGGGAGGCCUGGGCAUUAACCUCACCGCUGCUGAUACCUGCAUCAUCUUUGACUCGGAUUGGAACCCUCAAAAUGACCUGCAGGCUCAGGCUCGAUGCCACAGAAUCGGCCAGAACAAGGCGGUGAAGGUGUACCGACUCAUCACACGCAACUCGUACGAGCGGGAGAUGUUCGACAGGGCCAGCCUCAAACUGGGUCUGGAUAAAGCCGUGCUGCAGAGCAUGAGCGGGAGGGACAACAGUCUCGGAGGAGGAGGGACGCUCCAGCAGCAGCUCUCUAAGAAAGAGAUCGAAGACCUGUUGAGGCGCGGCGCGUACGGCGCGCUCAUGGACGAGGAAGACGAGGGCGCCAAGUUCUGCGAGGAAGAUAUCGACCAGAUCCUGCAACGCAGAACCAAAACCAUCACCAUCGAGUCGGAAGGACGGGGGUCCACUUUCGCCAAGGCCAGUUUUGUAGCCUCUGGGAAUCGCACAGACAUUUCUCUGGACGAUCCUAACUUCUGGGAUAAAUGGGCGAAAAAGGCCGAGAUCGACAUGGACACCGUUAACGGCAGAAACAGCCUGGUGAUCGACACGCCGAGAGUAAGGAAACAGACGCGGCCGUUCAGCGCGACGAAAGACGAACUGGCUGAACUGUCAGAAGGCGAGAGCAGCGGAGACGAUAAGCCCAAACUACGGCGGCCGCACGACCGCCUCAACAGCUACGGCCGCACCGAGUGCUUCAGGGUAGAGAAGAACCUUUUGGUCUACGGGUGGGGCAGAUGGAGAGACAUCCUCCAGCACGGCCGCUUUAAGAAGCAGCUGAGCGAGAGAGACGUGGAGUGGAUCUGUAGAGCGCUGCUCGCCUACUGCCUGGUGCACUACAGGGGAGACGACAAGAUCAAGAGUUUCAUGUGGGACCUGAUCGCGCCUACCGAGGACGGCAGGACCAAAGAACUCCAGAACCACUUGGGACUCUCCACACCAGUUCCCCGGGGCAGGAAGGGGAAGAAGAUGAAGACUCAGUCCAGUGGGUUUGACAUUCAGAAAGCAGAGUGGAUCAGGAAGCACAACCCGGAGCACAUGUUGUCUGAUGACGGAUACAAAAAGCAUCUCAAGCAUCACUGUAACAAGGUGUUGUUGAGAGUGAGAAUGCUGUACUAUCUGAAACAGGAGCUUAUUGGUUCUCAGUGCCAGAAAGUGCUGGAAGGAGUUGAAGCAAGUGGGAUAGAGACCUGGGUUCCUGAGCUGGAUCAUUCAGAGCUGCCAGUUAUGUGGUGGGAUAUGCUCGCAGACAAGUGUCUUCUGAUAGGAGUCUACAAGCAUGGUUAUGAGAAGUACAACACUAUUCGUGCAGAUCCUGCUCUGUGCUUCCUAGAGCGGGUCGGCCGGCCGGACGAGAAGGCCAUCGCUGCUGAACAGAGAGCAAACGACUUUAUGGAUGGGGACGGUGACGAUCCAGAAUACAAGCCUGCACCCACUUUGAUUAAAGAUGACAUGGAGGAUGACGCUUCCUCUCCUGGUGAUCUGGUUAUAACGGACACAGGAGGAGAAGGUGGCUCUGUACUGGACGGCGGAGGCAGUACACUGGGAGUCGUCACAGGAGCGUACUGGCCGUCUUCAUCCGCCUUAACGGCUCGGCUGCGCCGCCUGAUCACCGCAUCGCAGCGUUUCACCAAGAGCAGACAGAUCCUGCAGAUCCACCAGACGCAGCAGACCUUAACCCCUGAAAUUUGCGCUCUGCCCCCUGUACUUACUGAUGCGAUCAAUCCCAAAAUAGCUGCCAAGAUCGAGAGACAACAAAGGUGGACCAGGAGAGAGGAGGCAGAUUUCUAUCGUGUGGUGUCUACGUUCGGAGUGGUGUUCGAUCCAGAGCUGGGUCGCUUCGACUGGACCAAAUUCAGAGCCAUGGCUCGGCUGCACAAGAAGACAGACGAGAGUCUCCACAAAUACCUCUGUGCUUUCACUGCCAUGUGCAGGCGGGUCUGCCGCCUUCCACCGAGGGAGGGCGACACAGUGGAUCCGUCUCUGUCCAUCCAGCCGAUCACAGAGGAGCGUGCCUCACGUACACUGUACCGAGUGGAGCUGCUCCGGCAGAUUCGGGAACAGGUUCUGCGCCACCCUCAGCUCUUUGAGCGCCUGGCACUGUGCCAGGCUGGCUCAGAUCUGCCUGUGUGGUGGGAGACAGGCACUCAUGACCGCGACUUGCUAAUAGGUGCGGCCAAACACGGAGUGAGCCGGACAGACUACCACAUCCUCAGAGACCCUGAGCUGAGCUUCAUGGCAGCACAGAGGAACUACAGCCAAAACAAGGGAACACAGGCACAAAGCCAAGCCCAAAAUCAAGCCCUUCUUGUUGGGCAGACGCGCACUCCAAACCCUUUAGCACAGACCCAGACUUCUGGAGUCCCUCCUUCACCACUAACUAACUCCACCCCUAGGGAGGUAACACCCAAGGAGGAGCUCUUGCUUUUAGAGGGCGAGGAAGAGGCAGGGACACAGAGCUGGCCAUCCCUCAGGCCUCCUACACCUACAGGAGACGGGUUGAAAGAGGAAAAGGAAGAGAACGAGAGACGGAUGGAGGCUGCGCGGACAAAGCCGCUCGCACCCAACCCCGAGAGCCGAAAACAGAAAAAACUUAGCAAGAGAAGUCGCAAAGAGGCACGGAGGAGGUCUGGGUCAGACACCGAUUCAGACGCAUCUUCCUCAAGCUCCUCAUCAAGCUCUUCCUCGAGAUCCUCGUCUACAUCUUCGACCUCGUCAAGGUCAGGAUCCAGUUCCUCGUCCUCGUCGUCUUCCUGCUCUUCUGGCUCGUCGUCUUCGUCUUCAACAUCCUCAUCAUCUGAAGAAAGUGAUGGUGAAGAGGCUUCAAAGAACACUGCAGUAGUGCCUGGUAUUAAAGGCUUUGACGAGGACAGCAUAGCAUCUCAUAGCACCACUCACGACGACACGCAGGACAGCCAAGUGACAAACGGCAUCGCUAACCUCUCCCACCCCUUCCACGGCGGAGGCUACAUGCUCGCUGCUUCCUACUGGCCGAAGGACCGAGUUAUGAUAAACCGUCUGGACAGUAUUUGUCAGGCGGUAUUGAAGGGUAAGUGGCCCGGGUCUCGCCGCGUGUAUGACGGAAGUGCUGCAGUGUCCUCGUUUUACACCACCAAGCUCAUGGACAGUGCAGCCAACUUGACAGAUGACCCCGCAGCCUCUCCUCAGGGUUCAAAGGUGAAGAAGCAUGAUGCAGACAGAGAAAAGGAGUUCUCAGUCAAAAUAAAUGACCAGGAAGGCAGUCUGAAGCUGACCUUUCAGAAGCAGGGUUUGCCGUUGAAACGUCCUCUAAACGGCGAGGAAGGACCUCUGGCUCAGCAGCAGUAUCUGGCAAGACUACAGGAACUGCAGAGCGCCUCCGAUAGCAGCCUGACUGACUACACCAAAACACAGAACAGCUAUCCACAAGGCCUGAGCGGACAGAUGCGACUGAACGGAAUGGUUGAUGGUCAGCCAAUGAUGAAGAAGAGGAGAGGAAGAAGGAAGAACGUAGAAGGAAUGGAUCAUCUCUUUAUGAACAAGAACAAACCUACUGCGAUGCCUGAUCAGCUUACUCCUGGUUGGAGCGGGGGCAUGAACCCAGCCUCAACUCCUAGCGCCUCUCAGGUCCCUGGGACUGCGGACACCGAGAGCAGAGUCCCCGUCAUAAACCUAAAAGACGGGACACGGCUCGCCGGGGACGACGCUCCGAGACGGAAAGAUCUAGAUCAGUGGCUGAAGGAACAUCCAGGCUUUGUGGCAGACGUCGGCGCCUUCAUCCCAGGGGUGAAUAAAAUACAGUUUCAGGACGGAAGGCCGAAGCAGAAGAGGCAUCGCUGUAGAAAUCCCAACAAGAUCGACGUCAACAGCCUCACAGGAGAGGAAAGAGUCCAAAUCAUCAACAGGAGAAACGCUCGCAAGAUUGGUGGCGCCUUUGCUCCUCCUCUCAAGGAUUUGUGCCGAUUCCUCCAGGAAAAUCCAGAGUACGGAGUUCCUCCGGAGUGGGCAGACGUCGUCAAACAGUCGGGCUACCUCCCGGAGAGCAUGUUUGACCGCAUCCUCACCGGUCCUAUCGUACCAGAGGAGGUGAGCAGACGAGGCCGUCGGCCCAAAAACGCUCUGGCCAAAGUGACUAAUGCAGCAAGCGUUAACGCAAGCACAGCUCUCGGUGUCAACCCUCUGCUGAGCAACGGGCUCAUGUCCGGUCUGGACCUGAACAGCCUACAGGCCUUGCAGAGCCUUCAGAGCUUCCAGCUCACUGCAGGACUCAUGGGCCUCCAGACCGACCCUGCUAACAUGGCUGCCAUGCUUCCCAUGAUGCUCUCUGGCAUGGCCGGUCUGCCCAACCUACUCGGAAUGGGCGGCCUGUUGGGAAAACAAGAAUCCGCCUCUGGCGAGGAUUCAGGAAAGAAGAGCGGAGGGGAAACAGCAGCGCAGACGCCAGAGAUCCAGUCAGAGAGGACAGAAAGUCCAAGCUCAACAAGUGCUUCAGCCUCAGGCCAAGCGCUAGCUCUCAACCCCUUACUGAUCUCCAGCAUGCUUUACCCAGGGAUGCUUCUCAACCCAGGCCUUAAUUUACCUGUGGCCAAUCAGGCACAAGCUACCAGUCCUCAGCCCACUCCUACAGCUCAGCUCGUCCCCUCCGAAGCCGCGCUAAAAAGCUCCGGCCAAUCGGAGAAGGACGUGGAGGACAACGGGGAGGAGCCUGAUGAACAGAAGGACAUCAGCGGUCCAGAGGGCUCGGGGAAAGUGGAGUCAUCUUCCUCAGACGCAGAAAGUUCUUCAUCAUCUUCGUCAUCAGAGGACUCGGAUUCCACCGACGAAGACUGAGCCUUUAUAUAUAUUAUAUAAAUAAAUAUAAAUACAUAUAUAUUUAUAUUACAUUUCUUAGAAAUGUACACAUGCAAACACGUAUAAGAGCACUUACUUAAUGAAUUAAGGGUUUUUUCCUGUAAAUAUUAGAACGGAAGUGUUGUGUAAUAAAGAAAAGGUAAAACAAAAAAAUGGAGGGGAAAAAAUGACGAGACUCCACAAACGCUGAAAUGAGAUUUCAGCGUUUUAGGUACAGCGUUGUUUUGAAAAGACAUUUUGCAUGUCCAGGAACUUUAGUAGAUUUAUUUUUUUUUUCUUUUUUCUUUUUUUUUUCCUUUUCUUUCUUUUUUUUUUUUUUUUUUUGUGAUAUUGUAAUGCACAGUGAUGUACAAUUGCAGAAGAUACAAAAUCAAAAAGAUAAUGAUUGGCAUUACUGUAUUAAUUAUAUUGGGAUUUAAUUUUAUUAAAAAAAACCAUCAAGGACGUUAUCGCUCAUGCCGAGCUGUAUAAUUAAUAUAUUUUGUGUGGAAGAAACAGAACUUGACUAUUUUGGUUUUCUUUUGGUAAAUAAUUUUGCAGGAUCAUACGACAUCUGAAUUUCAGACAGUCCAGUAAUUAUAUAACUUCAGCAAUAACACAGGCAGCUAACGAAUGUCACUGAAGCUGUAGAUACCGCCGUCUCCGAGCUCCGCUCUCCAUCUUCCUCCAUUUCUUCCUGCCACUUUCUGCAUUUUUGUCCUUUUAUUUUUUUCUUUUCUUUCUUGCAGCCCUUCAGUAGUAGUUUUUCUGUCUUGUAAUAUAUUAUAAAUAUUGUUUGUUCUGUGUAUCCCAGUACUAACUGUACGUCCCAGUAACCCAACAUCUUUGUCGCUUUUCCAUGAAAUACAACCAAAUACAUAUUUGCAAUUUAAGUAUAAAAUGGACCAUGAUAUUACCAGUAUAGGUGUAAUGCUAAUAACACAGGGCAGGUGCAGAUGUGUGAGGAUUGUCUGAGGCUGCGUUCCUGAGGAAAACGACGUCUAGUCGUGUUUUUUUUUUUUUUUUUUUUUUUUUCUCGUACCAAAUGUCAUUCAGUGAUAAUCUGGAACAACAUGGGUGAAAUCAAGUGUUUCUGGAAAGGCAUAUUGGGGGGAAAAAACUAAGUGUGUGCUGCCUCAUGUAGUGCUACAGGGCUUAAACCUACAAUGCCUUGUGUGUGUGUGUGAGCGAGAGAGAGCAAAAAAUAUUGCCCGUCUUUCUCCUCCAAAUCAGCUGGCUUCCUCGUGUGUGUGUGUGUGUGUGUGUGUGUGUACAUACAUCCAUUAAUCCUCUUGGUAAUUAUGGCAUGUGCUGCUUGUCUGUUGUGUUGUCCUUCACAUCCAUCAUACUCUAUUAUCAUCUUGAAGUCCUCAUUUCCAGAGUUUUGCAAAGUAUUGCUAAAUUGUUUGUAGGUAUAAAAAGCAAGUUAAGGUAUUUAAAGCAGUCUUUAAAGCUAAUUAUCAUACUGUCGGUUGUGUAUAAACAUCUCGUCGUCCGUGCUUGGAAAACCUUUUCCUUGGUGGAAAGCUCUGUUAUAGAGUCGCGUUCUUUUGAGAAAUUAAAAAUAAAGUGUCGUUAAUAUGCCGAUGCGCAGUUCCUCAUGUGCUGAGGGUGAGAAUCAGGUCAGAAAUGUGGCAUUUUAUUAUUAUUAUUAUUAUUAUUAUUAUUAUUAUUAUUAUUGUGUGUGUGUAUAAAAGCAUCGAUUCCGCUUUGUUGUUAUUCAGCGCAAAUCCGAGACACGAUUUCCGGUCCACGGGCGUCGGAUUCGUCUCAAUAACGACUGAAUCGUGAGCUAUUAAAACUGUUUGCUUUUACUCCAGGACUGAGUGAGGAAACCGCUUCAGGUCGUCACAUUCGUAGCAUAAAAACUCCUCUAAGAAGGAGUCACCAGUGCCAGUACCGGUUGUAUUCGUUGCUAAUAAUGACUUCUGUACGCUGAUCUAUUAACGAGCAGUAUAGUCAACUCGAGGGUUGUACAUUUUCACUCGACUCCUGAAGAAACCUCAGCUUUUUAAGCGUUUGAACUGAAUAGUUUAAUAAACCCAGGCAUCACUGUUUUAAUCGUUUUCCACCUCAACUUUCAAAUCUCAUCAGUGUGUAUCCACAAGUGCUGACUGACUUUUAACUGCCCUUUUUUUAGAAGUGCUCUUACACCGUACCUCUGAAUCUGCUCCUCACACAGAGGGCAGAAAAGCAUUCGCAUUUCCACGUUUCUUCAAAUAGCAAUUUCUCUUUCGUUCUUUAUUUCUUUAUAUUUUGAAUCUUGAUAAAUAUCUUUGACAUCCUGACAUUAUUUUGAUGUUCGUUGUAUCUAAUCUUUAAAUUAUUUGCUCUUGAUGCACAUCUCGAUUAUACGUCUGUCUGUUGUCUAAUAAUAAUAAAUUUAAUGCUUUCAUUUAUUACAUCUUUGUGCACAAGUGAGCGUUCAUGGUCGUCCUACGGAGAAGAAAAAAAUCCCAUUUAAAAAUUAAACAGACGAAAAGCUGGCCGUAAUUAUUUUCUUUUCUCAUGUAUUUUUAUUUGAACAUUUCUUUAGCUUUUUUUUUCUUCGUAUCUCCAUCUGAAAUGUCAGUUUAUUGUGCGAGAUGUUGAUUUAUUUAUCCAGUCCUGCACCACUGACCCUCUCAACCGGAUCACUUCCUUCCCAACACGCAAGCAGAAUAAAAAGCAUAUACACUACUGUAAAGCUGUUUUAUUUUAUUAUUAUUAUUAUUAUUAUUAUUAUUAUUAUUAUUAUUUCAACUCAAAUGAGAAAUAGAUGUUGAAAUGACAGAGAAAAUGGCCUUUCUGUGGUUUUUUUUUUUUUUUUUUUUGUUUUUUCUUUCUUUCGUAGUUGUUUGAUGCUCUUGAUAGGCGAUACUACAAAUCAUUCUUGUUUUGUUGGAUUUUGUUCUUUGGACAGUUGCAAUAUUUGCAAAAGUUGUGCUCUUGUGUUAGACGCAAAAACACUUCAUGUAGUGAUUACAUGUCUUAAGAAGUGAUUUCUAAUUUAUUGAAUUACUUUCUAUGAAGUCUCUAUAGAGAAAAAGAUUGAGGUUUAAUUAUUUUUAUUAAACGUAUUCUAACUAUCAA
Molecule: messenger RNA, 12282 nt
Organism: Tachysurus vachellii
Lineage: Eukaryota; Metazoa; Chordata; Actinopteri; Siluriformes; Bagridae
Gene: chd9
Product: chromodomain helicase DNA binding protein 9
Exons: 39
Coding region: 454-9210 (2918 amino acids)
Molecular function (GO): ATP-dependent chromatin remodeler activity; protein binding; ATP binding
Source: RefSeq, a predicted model, not a curated record